AUGUUUUGCUUGUGCGGCGUAACCAAACCCAUUGUGGGAAGUGCCAACAUUCCCCAAAACAGCGAUUCGGAGCAAACUAUACCUCCGCUUCCAGUUCCAAAGCCGCCAAUAAAGCGUUUUCCCAGCAGAAAUAGGGUUCGGAAUGGGCCUCCAAAACCCUCCGUUAUGCAAAUGCAACGCAUUCUUGGCGCUGGAAGCUUCAGAGACACCGAACCCGCUCCUCUACCAGGGUCGGACAUGAGAAAGACGGUCAUGGACUUGUUCUUGGGACAAGCUAUUGAAGGGAGGGUGCAGAAGAAGAUCAGGGAAACAGGAGAGUGGCUCGAUGCUAAUGCCGAGUCCAAAAUUACUUCUUCCAGAAAAACAAUAUUGUUGAUUAUGGUUCAAUGGAUGCUACCAAUUUGGACAAUAUUACUCCUGAUAGCAUCUGGAGCCAUCAAAUUGCCAUUCAGCAACCCUUUUCUUGAUGAUUUGCUCAUGUGA
Sphenostylis stenocarpa is the source of this 483-nucleotide messenger RNA. NCBI's taxonomy places the organism in Eukaryota, Viridiplantae, Streptophyta, Magnoliopsida, Fabales, Fabaceae. The record is from the annotation of a GenBank genome assembly.